CAUCAGCCUACUAGAAUCCACUAGAUCCCCGGAUGGCUAGUGGAAUAGAACGACCCACGGUGUUGAGGGAUCAAGAGCCUAGCCAUCCUGCUACAUUAAGUUAAGAACUAUGAAAGAACAGUCGUAGAAAAACAAUUUGCAUUAAAUGCUCGAUGAUUUUCAACAGCUCAACCAUGUGAGAUAGGACGGACGUUCUGCCACGGACCACCGACAACCCAUGGAAAGCAACUUGAAAUUUGGCUCGUAAAGCGCACUAUGGCUGCUUGGCCAAGUCUGCACAUGGAGGAGCGGAACGUGUUGCGGAGGCGCGAGUGGGAGCGCAGGAGUCUGGAGGCUCAGCAGCAGCAGCAGCAGGAGUACUGCCCAGACAACGCACCCCUCUUCGGGGAGCCCUACAAGACAAAGAAAGAGGAUGAGCUCUCCAGCCGCAUCCAGCGUAUGCUGGGCAACUAUGAAGACAUGAAGGACCUGCACAAGAACUUUGGCAGCAUGCCCAAAGACCCCUCCCCUGCUUCAGUUCCCUUCGGCAGGCCAGCCCGGAACAACAAUAACAACAACAACAACAAGCCCCACUUGGACCCCUGCCAGUCCCGGCCCAAAUUCCAGAACCCUACACCCCCCGGCUACAGAACUGGCGACCCCACUGCUCCCUCGGUCACCCUCACCGACUCCCAGACGUCUAGUAGGAAGUCCCCCGUUCUGGAUCACGCCUCCUCGCUCCCUUACUCUUUCCCGCCACACACCUCUUCGUCCCGUCACGAUAAAGACACCCUCGACUUGCUCCCGCCAUUGCCCGACAUACGGGACUGCACCACCAGCCUGCCCCCGGUGCUCUCCGCCCUCUCCCCGCCGUCCGAGCCCCUGUCCCCCAUACAUUCCAGCGACUCGGAGCAGCACGACAUGUCGGACAGCCCCAGGCCUCCCCAGGCUUCUCAGCCACACCCCUGCUCCUCCUCCAUCUCCAUCUCCAUCUCCUCCACCCCCGGCGGUGCGGUAGACUCGUCCCACGUGGAGCUUCCGCUAGAGGGGAUCCCUCCCGUGGCGAGCGAGUCGGCCCCCCUGCCCCCCUCCUCCCAGCCCAUCCCCCUGCCCCUGCCCUCCUCCAAGCCCCCGCUGGUCAUGCCCCAGAAGCCCACGGCGUACGUGCGGCCCCUGGACGGACAGGACCAGGUGAGCAGCGACUCACCGGAGCUCAAGCCCUCGCCAAGCGAUUUCGAGCGGCCAGUAUACGAGAGCCCGCCCGACCUGAAGCUGCUGAGCGGCUCCAAGGCCGGAGGUGGCGGCAGCGGUGGCGGCCUCGCCCAGCUGAAGAUACCCCCGCCCUCACUGGAGGCGCUGUCCAGUGAUGCCCAGUGUGUGGAAGAGAUCUUGCGGGAGAUGACCCACACCUGGCCCCCGCUCCUGACGGCCAUCCACACCCCUAGCACUGCAGACCCUCCCAAGUUCAGCUUCCCCAACAAGGAGACGCAGCAUGGUCACUCCGGGUGCUCUGUCCAAAAGCAAGAGGCCUGGCGUGGCUCCUCUCCUCCACCACCUGCCCUGUCCCGUCAGCUGGAACCCCUAGUGACUCAGCCACGCCCCAGCGAGAGGGAGACGGGCAGCUCCAGCGAAUCAGAGAGCAGCUCUGGCUCCGAGUCGGACAGCGAGAGCAGUGAGGGAGAGGAGGCGGAGCAAGCCCCCCACGCGCCCCCUCGCAGCAGCAGUCCCCCCGCCCCAAACAAGGCCGAGGGCUCGCAGGCAGCGUCGGCAGCGACAGGGGUGAAUGAGUGGUCCCUGAGUCGCUGGCUGGAGCUGAAGGAUCACCCGCAGCAGCAGCCCGGCCUAGGGAGCGGCGAGGCCCAGGAGGGUGGCGCUAGUGAGGCAGAGGCCCUGCCACUGCACAGGUCCCCCUCCAUCCGCAGCCCCAGCCCCAGCCCCAGCCCCGUCUGCACUCCCAAAGCCCCCGAAGACACCACCACAACCACCAGCAGCAGCAACAACAACAGCCCUACCCCCUCACCCCGCCACCACCAGCACUACGAUUCCCACAGUUCACCUGUGCAACCCGAGUCGGGCAGUCCCCAACACACACACUCGCAUUCGCACUACGGCAGCUACAACCCCCACAGCUCGCCCACACAGCAGCAGCUGGCGAGCGCGUCGCCGCCCCCCACACACUACAGUUUUGACUCCCACCACACCUCCCCCGCCAGGACUACAACCCCCAGCAGCACACCACCACACUACGCCUACACUUCCCACAAUUCAUCGCUGCGCUCGGAGGCCGCUACGCCGCCGCCGCUGCGUCAUUACGGCUACGAGACGCCACACUUGUCCCCCGUGCGGCCCCCGACGGAGCUCAAAGAACCCCAGUCGUCGUCCAAGUCGUCAUCUGUCAUCUGUCCUCCUGGCCAGCAGCACAGUAGGUCCCAGUCCCCCUCCCCAGCGCCACCUACAGGUGUGGUGGACAACGCGGUCAAGAAGGUCACGUCCAAGACCUCCAAGAAGAAGCAGCAGCAGCAGCAUCAGAGCUCGGGCAGCAAAGCGUCGCGGUCAGACGACCACAAGCGACGGCACACGGACAAUAGUAAGCUGCAGCAGCAGCAGCAGCCAGCAGCCUCUGACCAAAAAGGCACCUCCCUCACUGUCAAAGACCGGCCCAAAGUCAAGACGAAAACGGACUCGAGCAAGGCCUCAGAGCCUCCCACCCAGGCCCAGGUCAAGUCGAGCUCCAAGAGCGACAAGAAGGCCUCGUCCUCCAAACGCACCUCGGCCGAGAAGAAGACGACCUUGAAAGAGCUCGCCCCCAAGGUCACCCUCAAACUGUCCGUGGACCCCAAAGAGGUGGACGCCGCCUCUGCCGCCCUGCUAGCCUCCCAUCAUCCUCUGCCCUCCUUCAAAUCGGCCAAAAGCAAGAACGGCAUCACAGAUGUCCACCAAGGUCAAACCAAUGGCCUGCCGUCAAAGCCCAAGAAGAAUAAGAAGCAGCAGCGUCGAGACGAUGAGCGUCCUUCAGCGCUAUCAGGUGGUCGGGAGGUGAAUAGCAAGGCAGCUCCAAGAGGGGCUGUGCCUCCUCUCAGCUCCCUGGUGGUUAAGAUCCCCCUCAGCCUGCUGUCCAGGGUGCCCACCUUCUCUCGAGACAAUGGACCCUCUGGACCCUCCACCACCAAGCACCACACCAAACCACCACAAGGUGGCCCCACCAACACCACAAUGGCCACCGCAAAUGGCAGUGGUACCAGCGAGCCCACAGAGAAGAGGACAGGGCGCAGCAGAGACCAAGACAGAGACUCGGCAGCCAAAGCCAGCAGAAAAAGACCAGCAGAGAAGGAGAAGGAGGACAAGUCCCAGCCCAGGAAGAAGUUAAAGCUGGACAAAGAGGCCAAGAGGUCUUCCUCACCCGCCUCCUCCUCUUCCUCAGCACCCUCCUGCCCAGCCCCCACUAAACCAGAUGGGCCCAAGACUGCAGAGGAGGACAGAAAAGAGUCCAAGAAGGAGAAGAAGAAAAAGAAGCCUGUCCCUGCCCCGGCCCCGACUCCUGGCCCUGGCCCUGGCCCUGGCCCUGACCUCUGCUCCAGCACACAAACACCGCCGGCAGCACAGGAGCCCUCCAAGGGUCCCGGCGGGCUGAAGAGGCCCCUGGCGGACGCCUCGUCUGGGGGGGGCAAAGGGGCCAGCACCAGCAGCCAGCCCGGGGACGCCACAGCCAAGCACAAGAAGAGCUCCGGCAAGCGCAGCGAGCACAACAAGACUGCCAAGGCACCAAAGAGCAGCUUUGCGGUUCCAGAACCUACCCAGCCCAAACGGACUCCUGCCCCACACAGAGCCCUGCUCAAAGUGGACGACAGGCAGCACUCUGUGGAGCACCAUAUGAAGGAAGCCAAAAAACUGAAGCACAAAGCAGAUGACAUGUCUGAUAAGGUGUCUAAGUCCUUCAUCUACCUGGAGGCCGCCCUGUCGUUUGUGGAGAGCGGCAUCGCCAUGGAGACAGACCCCCAGACGCCAAAGUCGGUCUACACCAUGUUCUCGGAGACCGUGGACCUCAUCAGGUUUAUAUUGAAGCUGAGGAGUUUUACAGACCCAGCCAGCGCUGCAGCAGACAAGGACUUUGCGGUUUUAUGCAUGAAGUUCCAGUCCCUGCUGCAGAUGGCCAUGUUCCGCUUCAAACGGGAAGCGGCGCUCAAGUACUCCAGAACCCUCUCUGACCAUUUCAAGAGCUGCAAGUCAUCUCCUUCCCCUCGCGUCUCAAAUAGGAGCACCAGUACCCCAUCUCAGAUGUCCCCCAUGGCGUCUCCAGCCAGCUCCUCCAGCAGCUCUGGUGGGCCGGGCUCCACGUCCAGCUGCGGCAGCUCCGGCCUGGGGGUCAGCUCCACCCCCUCCACCUCCACCUCCGCCCCUUCCCAGGCCAACACGGUGGCACUGCCCCAGAGCAUCCACCAGGUGGCGUCGUCCUACGUCAGCAUCACAGCCCUCUUCCUCAGCGCCCACAGCACCUGGGAACAGGCGGAGGAACUGGCUCACAAGGGCACCGGUGUUCUGCUGGAGUUGGACUCUGCCGUGGGCUCUCUGACUCUGCUGUCCAGCAUGAGAGACGUGGUGCGAUACACACGCCAGGGCCUGCACUGGCUACGCCAAGACUCGCAGAAAACACUCUAGCCCCGACGCACACUACACACACACACACACACACAUACAGAGACAUACACACACACACACACCAACCACACUAACACAGAUGCACCAACCACAUGACAGGGCCUACACUGGCUAUGGAAUUGGCAGAAACCCCCGAUAACACACACACACACACACACACACACACACACACACACACACACACACACACACACACACACACACACACACACACACACGAUUGCAUUUUCCAGAAAGGCCCAGUGAAAGCGAUGGUGACAGGAGAAGUUGUGACUGAAAACUGGAUACUCUGGCACUUUUUGUUUCUCUUCUGUUUUUUGGUCGAUGGGCAAGUUAGCUCUGCUCCUGCCAUGCGAUCUUCCAGGCCUCUUGUCAGAUAGACCCUCUCUGCUCUCCUCAUCGCUCCCCCCUCACUUGCUUCAGUGGCUGGGUGCAGCUACUGCUGCUGCUCCUACCGCCACCGCCGCCGCCAAUCACUGUGACUGGAAUGGACUCCCAUGAAAUGAUGCGCACAAGCCCACCACGCAACAUGUGCAGUGAUUCACAGACCCCACCCCACCCCUCUCUCUCUUUCUCUCGCACGCACACAGAUGCCUAGGCAUAGUACUUGGUACUGGACAGUCAUUCAUUAAUUCAUUCAUUCAUUCAUUCAUUCAUUCAUUCAUUCAUUCAAUCAUUCAAUCAAUCAAUCAAUCAAUCAAUCUGAUUGAAUUUACAUCAGUUUUCAUCAUCCGGUGGCCAACUGAAUGGUACAGUUUUCACCUCAACGGCCGCAGGCAUUUCAACAAGACACCCCCAGGAUGAUGGACUAAGCAAGGACCCCUCUUUAUGUCCCUAAUAAUGAUGACGAACAAACUGAUGGACACAUCCCUGUCUCUUUGAGUAGGAUCACAGGGAAGGAAGUUUAGAAAGACUGGAAUCAUUAGACGGAAAUCUUUUCAAUUAUGUGAAGCAUCCCUUUCAGUUCUUUCAUCACGAUUUCAUAAUUAUUAUUGCUAAGUAUUGUGUUUCAGGUUCUCAAUUUGUUUUCGAGUUCUGAAUGUUUUUUUUCUCUUCAUAAAAGUGUUACAUUGCAUCAUCAGACAAUCAUCUGAAACCUUCUUUUUUCACCUCCACUAAAACAAAUUAGUGAAGCAAACCACAAUGGAUUCAAACCUCUCCUCCCACCCCCUUUUUAUUACAGUGUUUAUUUACUUGUCAAUAGGAGCUGGGUGGCUAAGCCUUAUUGUUCAUUGCUGGUGUGCAGGUGUGUGCAUGCUUGUGUGUGUGUGUGUGUGUGUGCGUGUGUGUGUGUGUGCGCGCGCGCGUGUGCGUGCAUGUGCGCGCGCCUGUGUGUGCGCGCGUGCGUGUGCGCGCGCCCGUGUGUGCGCGCGUGCGUGUGCGCGCGCCCGUGUGUACGCGCAUGUGGAGCAGGGUAAACAAAGAUCUAUGGUUGUGGACUAGGAGAAAUGGAUCGGUGUCCCCCAUCCAAAUGGCUGUGGACUAUGGAUUUAAAGAUCUAUGGUUGUGGACUACAGUUAGGGUUAGGAGGAAUGGAUUGUUGUCCCAUAUCCAAAUGGCUGCAAAAAAGUGGAGGAGAGUGCCUUUUUUGUGGCACACUUCUUAAGAGUGAUGUGGUCAGCUGUAGCCAACUGCAGUCUAGUCUGCUGUGCUUAUCUGUAAUGGAGCCAGUAGUUAUGAUUUAAUAAAAACCUUAUGGACCCAAGAGCAGUAUGCACCACGCACACUCCCAUGAUCCAACUGGGAAGGAAAACCCACCCAAUCACAGUCUGCCACAUCGCCAUGACGGCGUAUUGGUGGCGGGCAGUACAGAGGUUCAGAUUGUUUAGGGCCUGUUUGGUCUGGUCACCAGCAUCAUUGGCAAUGCCUUUUUUUUAAGCCUUGGUCAUGUCAACGUAUCUACUAGGUUUGCUUGUGUGCAUUUCAUAAGAUUAACGGCGAUAAGAACAACAUUUUUCUUUUUGUAGAUGUCAUUGAGAUAUGUGCCUUAUCGAAACUGGUUAAGAGAUGGAACAAAGAUUGAAUUGAAUGUAUGUUUUUUUAUUUUAUUUAAAAAACCUCUUCCCCCUUGAACUUGUAUUGGGUAUGUUUUCACCCAAUGGCUGAAGUAGGUUCUGAUUGGAUCUAGCUGCUGCCUGUGUGUUGAUGGGCGUAUUCAUGAUAGCGCAUGCUGCGCAAAUCUGCGCAGUGCACAUUGUGCGAAUUUGCAAUGCAUUCUGGUAAGGAUUUUCUAAGACUUGCGCAGCAAGUGAAAGGGGCCAAUGGGAACAUUUUGGUGCGCGUGUGUGUGCGCGUGCAUGAGUAGGGGCCAUUUCUCACCAACCUUCCAACUGGCACUUGGUGUUCAUGCUCCUUUCUGUUUUGUUGCACACACUUUUUUCGCCCCACAAAAAACGUGUGCUUUCUUUUAUCCCACCCUCUCUUACUCCUACUCCUCCUCCUCCUCCUCCCUCACUCCUCCUCCUCCUCCUCCUCCUCCUCCCAUCAUCAUGAGUUCAGAGAGGCUGCACCGUACUCCCAGAUAUGGAACUCUAGAUGCUGGGUUCAGCCUUUGUGUUAGCGUGGCCCAACCUUGAGCGCUGCCAUCUUGGUCCAGUAUCCUAUGUUUUCCAUACAUGUUGUUUUGCCACCACCUAUAGGACAAUGUGCAUAUCACCGUGUCACUGCUGAUGGCAGCGGCUAAACAUAGGAGUGAUCUGAUUUCAGCCAUUCGCUCCAUUACAAUAGGGUUGGUCAACACACAACAUCUAGUACUCUAUAUGCAGUACGCCUCGCUUAUGCACUUUCUCUCCCAUUUCUCCUCAGUCGUGCGGCACAGGAGGUAGAGAGCCUGGCAUCAUGGGAUGCCUGUGAGUAGGACACGCCUCCCUACUUCCUGUAAGCACAUGCCAGGUGAACGAACGUCUUUGCAGGGUGAACCAACGGUGGAGCUGAGAUUUUUAUUUUAAAGCCACAUUUUAUCACUUAUUUAUAUUCAGACUUCGCUGCUUGUUUUUUUUUCCCUGCCCCGUCUCUCUCUGUAGUUCAAACCACUACCAGAGGUCAGUGCCGGUGUUAUGAACUCCUUGUGAGUUUUUGUGUACCUUAGAUAUCGAGUGCCUGCAUUUUUUUUCUUUGAGAAGUGAAAUUUAACUAUAUGGGUUUGACGCACCUUUUUGUUUUCCAUUUUGGACUUAAACAGCAUGGAGCAUAUCAGCUGUUAGGCUGACAAGGGCAACAUUUUGGCCAUGCUGGUCAGGAUGGGAGCAAUGCUAUUGGCUGUCCGGACUGGAGGACAUUGUGAUUGGUUAAUCCUCACACGUCCAAUCACGUCAAGUCAAAUUGAGGGUGUGUGGGACUCAAAACGUCAAGGUGUUAAUGAUGGGUUGUGUUUGUAUGAAACUGGGUGUGUGGGCUUUGGUGUAUCAUGCUAGAUAUUUAUUGAUGAGAUUUUCUUUGUGUCCGCAUUAUGACCAAGUACAUGUGUGCAUUAUUUAUUUUGUAUGGCUACAUAUUCUUAAGUUGUUUCAUGUUUUCUUUAUGCGACAGCCCUAACUUCUCUAUUUACUUUUUUUUGGGGGAGAGUAACAGACCUUUGAAGUUUUGUACUCAGCCGACAUUAUUCCAAACCAACUCCCACCCCAUCCCUCAUCCCCUGUCCAUUUUGCACUUUCUCAUUUUCAUUUAAUGAAAGUAUUUCAUGGUUGUGUCAGUGUAUUUUUCUUCUCUUGUUUCACUGAGUCAUAAGAAUAAACAAAGUGUUGGAGCUGUU
Molecule: messenger RNA, 8386 nt
Organism: Engraulis encrasicolus (European anchovy)
Lineage: Eukaryota; Metazoa; Chordata; Actinopteri; Clupeiformes; Engraulidae
Gene: aff1
Product: AF4/FMR2 family, member 1
Exons: 19
Coding region: 256-4635 (1459 amino acids)
Biological process (GO): regulation of gene expression
Cellular component (GO): super elongation complex; nucleus
Source: RefSeq, a predicted model, not a curated record